Syzygium oleosum is the source of this 2672-nucleotide messenger RNA. Its product is annotated as lysM domain receptor-like kinase 3. Gene Ontology annotation, molecular function: protein kinase activity; ATP binding. The record is from RefSeq and is a predicted model, not a curated record. Bases 1300 to 2589 code for a protein of 429 amino acids. Gene Ontology annotation, biological process: protein phosphorylation. The transcript has 2 exons. Lineage: Eukaryota; Viridiplantae; Streptophyta; Magnoliopsida; Myrtales; Myrtaceae.
CUUUUGGGUAAUCCGAUGAUCUCCUCAACUUUCUCCCGACUCUUUCCGGCCGAAGACUUCGGUGGCAGACCCCGGUCCGAAGCCUGUUUGAUGAGAUGACAUCGUGCGUGCUUGUGUGCCUAAUUGACUAGCAACAGUAGCCAUUCCCCACUAGCCUUUGGUGGUCAACCCACUUCCAGUUAUACUAAUCUGUUUCAAAAACCGACCUGUUCUAUCGACGCCGUGUGAUGAGCAUUGAGGAUUGGAGAAGCAAAGACCCAACGUGGUCAGGGCUUACUUUAUCAAUCGGACAACACAUGCAUGAUUCAGUCGUGUGCAUCAAGCGACGUCAAUGAACAGUUGGUCGCCCCGAAGAUCAGGAUACUACUGUCUUCUGAGUUCUGUCCCGGUUAAUGGCUGAAGUGCAGAGCGAAACCUGUCUUGUUUCAAAGCUUUCUUGCAAUGAUAGAACUGCUCUUUCCCUUUUUAAAUCGUCUCUUCUUUUUUUUCUCGACAGUGAUGAGGUUGCCAUUAUCAUGAUCUGCGAUUAGGUCAAUACAUGGUUUCUUUAAUCCCGCCUUCUUCUUUAGAUAAUGUCAGGAGGUGAGGAGUUGGUAUUGGAGCGAGGGCAAGAAACUUCUGCUCUGUAAUAAAGAAAAGAUGAAGAAGAAGCCAACGACCCAAUUCUCAGACAAAAACAGAAUUGGUUGGCCAAAGAAAGGGAAGGCAAAAAAGAUGAGAUUUUUGAAGCGAUUUUUGUUUUCCGGCCAUUGGUGGUAAAAGAUCGGAUGCAUAGUGUUUGUGCCCAAAAUGCAAAAUGGAUGUUGACCUUCCCGUUUCUGUCUGUCUGGAGAAGGCCUUUGACUUUGCAACCUGUGUCCAUCGAAGUCGGCAAUACCAUAAAACUCCGCAUGAUCAGCUCACCACGCGACAUCUGAUAAUGACUUCAUUCCCCUGCAACCUGAACCCAAAUUCGACCGCCUCCCACCCAAAACGAAUGCCUCAAAGUCAGAGGAGAAGAAACUUUGAACAAAGAACAAAUAAUUGGCUAAAACACUCAUGAGCCGAAGGACAAAAAGCUCGCAAGAAAAGAAACUUUCCUCCAUUCUUGUGCUGAUAAGCUUCUUGCUUCUCAAUCUCCCCCACCGCAGACGGCGGUUUCGUUUCUGCUGCCGCCGCCGCCGCCGCCGCUGCCAGUUUCAGAAUCGAGAAUCCCUCGGAUUCUCUGAUCCCCACCCAAAAGACUGAAACUUUUCUCUUGCAAUUCCCGGCGACGACGAAUCUUGAUCCCGCCCACUCAUAAUCUCCAUCUCUCUCCUCAUGUGCAGAUCAAGAAAGUCCACAGACUCGAUCCAACCCAACCCGAAGAGCCCAAGAAGAUUAUCGAAAUCCUCAAGAGCACCCUCUUCCUCCUCCAAAACCUCCUCGAUUGACCCACCGUCGUCGGCCACCUUCUUCACCGUCACCUCCACCACCACCAGCUGCUCCUUCGUCAACAACCGCCACCACCCCACCUCCCCGUCCGACUCGUCCUCCCUCUCCACCACCCCGUCCUACUCCCUCCCCGCCCACCUCAAGCACCACCUCCGCGACACCCCCCACAUAUACCCCCUCUCCGACAUCUCUUCCGCCACCGGCAACUUCCUCCUCCGCCGCCUCUCCCCCUCCUCCUCCGCCUGGCGCUGCUCCCUCCGCGGCCGCGACGUCGCCGUCUUCCGCCGCAGGCUCCGCCGCCCCGCCGGGCUCCCCCGCCUCCGCCAGCUCCUCGCCUCGAUCUGCAGGAGCCACCACAGCAGCGUCGCGAAGCUGCUCGGCGCGUCCCUCUCGGAGGGCGACGUCUACCUGGUCUACGAGUUCGUGGAGGGCGCGAACCUCAGCGACUGCCUCAGGAACCGGGUCAACCCGGACUACUCGCCGAUCGCGAGCUGGGCCUCGAGAAUGCAGGUCGCGACGGACGUGGCUCACGGGUUGGAGUACAUCCACCACUGCACGGGGAUGAACGGGUCGGGUUUCGUCCAUAACCGGAUCAAGAGCUCCAGCAUCGUCGUCACCGAAGAUUCCUUGAACGCCAAGAUCUGUCACUUCGGUACGGCGGAGCUGUGCGGCGAAGUGGCGGAGGAGGACGAGCCUCUGUCGUCCCCAAACACACCCAAGCUGAUGAGAACCAACAGCAACGCUAUGAAGUUCGAGGGUACGAGAGGCUACAUGUCGCCGGAGUUCCGUUCCAAGGGAACCCCGACCCGGAAGUCCGACGUCUAUGCGUUCGGGGUCGUCGUACUUGAGCUGUUGUCCGGGGAGGAGCCGCUGAAGUACUCCUUCGACAGAGAGAGCGGCGACUUCAGGAGGACGAGCGUGAUAGAAGGGGCGAGGGAGGCGGCGAGAGGGAGCGUGAGGAGGUGGGUGGACAAGAGGUUGAAGGACUCGUACCCGGUGGAGGUCGCGGAGAAGAUGGUGCAGCUGGGAUUGGCGUGCGUCGACGACGACCCAGAGAGGCGGCCCGACAUGGGUCGGGUCGCGGGUAGGGUCUCGAAGCUCUAUCUGGAGUCCAAGACGUGGGGGGAGAGGUUUGCUUUGCCCCAGGAUUUUUCGGUGUCCAUGGCGCCGAGGUGACGGGGACGCUGCUUGCUGCUUUAUUUUUGGUCAUUCUUGACGAUAGAUUCUCGAACAUUCUUUAGUUUGGGGUUUGUGAAUAU